AUUGUCACUGUCACUCACUCUGCUUUCAACACUACGAUCCUCUCAAGCGAUCGCCGGCGCAUCAAUGUCGGGCGGCGACACUCUGUACAAUAAUCUCUUCUCUUCAGUCAUCUCAGACAUCAAAUCCUACGCCGGCAGAGAUCCUCUUCUCCCAUGGCUCCGAGGGAUUAGGAAGAUGAAGGAGUCUCUUCCUCCACAGGCUCUUAAGGAGAAGCUCCCUAGAUUUCUGCAGAAAUGUGCGCAGACUUUUGAGACUGAUAGGCGAUAUUCCAAUGAUUUGCGGUACCUUCGCGUUUGGUUGCAACUGAUGGAUUAUGUGGAUGACCCGAAAGCAGUGCUAAGAAGCAUGGAAAUGAAUCGAAUUGGGAUGAAGAACGCCCUAUUUUACCAAGCAUAUGCGCUAUACUACGAGAAGAUGAAGAAGUUUGAGGCUGCUGAGAAGAUGUACCAUUUAGGUGUGCAGAACCUUGCAGAACCUCUUGAUGAGCUGCACAAGUCAUAUGACCAAUUCAUUAAUCGCUUAGAGAAGCAUAAGAACAAGAAAAUUCAGCGCCAGGAACGUAAAAGUAUGAACAGGCUUCCUUGCACUAUUAGUGUUCCCCUGAAUGAUAAAGGCACCAAGGAAAACAAUGAGAACUUGCUCACAACAGAAAACACUCCUAAGAUUGGACAUGACCUGCAAGUGAAGGAAGUUAAUAAUCAGAAUCUAGGAUUAAAUCCCAGAAAUAUGGGAGGUUUUGCCGGUCCAUCCACAGACAAUGGAGCCUUGGAUGAUUUCAGCAGGAAAGUUUGUGUUAAAGAAUCCAAUGACCACAGAAAAUUUUCUGGCGAUGAUACUAUUGUGGUUAAAAAAUUUGUAGGCAAUGCCAUUGUUGGGAAGUCUGAUUUUGAAGAUGCUAGGCAUCAUGGUCUGGUUGAACCCACAAUCAAUACUAAAGAGGCUAUGAAUGCUAUCAAUAGCAUGUUCCGUGAGCCACUAGAACCAUCAUUUGCUGGCAAGAAAUCUACUCGAAGCCAACCAAAAGUUGAUCCGGUGUCCAACAAUGGAUUUGAGAUAUAUGUUGAUGAGAAAACAGUUGAUGGUGUUCAGCCAUCGGACCAAAUACUGACAAGUGGUGCAUCAACUUCAGGAACUACUAGAAUUGGAACUCAGCAACCUCUACAAGAGCCGUUUCAGAUAUAUGUUGACGAAGACGAAUAUAAUGAUGAAAGCAAUGAUGCCAUGGAGGGAGUUUGCAGUGAUAGGUCCAAUCACAAUAAACUCCAACAUUUUACUGGAAGCACUAGCAUUCCAAAUGAGGUUGUUAAAGGCUUUGUAUUUCCCAGACCUAGUGAUGCUGUUACAGAACCACUGAAAGAUCAUGAUACUGAGAGGCCACCUCAAGAAAGACUACGCAGGGAGGACACAGUUGUUAUUCGAUUUGUAGGUUCCACCAUUUCUGAUGAUUUAGAGGUCGAGAAUGCUUGCCAUCAUGGCCUAGUAGACCCCACCAUUAACCUGAAGGAGGCUAUGGCUGAUAUAAAUAGCAUGUUUGGAAAACCAAUUGAGUUUACAAGAAAAUCUCGGCCAAAGAAACAGAGCACAGCAAAUAAAAUGGAGGAGGGCACUUCCGGGUUUAUGAUACUUCCUGAUGAUGAUGUAGAUCAUAGUCAAGAAAAGAAGUCUCAGCUAAGUUCAUCUUUAAGGGAUAGUCAGCCAAAGAACCAGUUUUUACCAACUAAAAUGGAGGGAGACAGUGGUGGGUUUCUGAUACUUCCUGAUGAUGAGAUAGAUCAUCCUCAAGAGAAGAAGUCCCAACUAAGUUCAACUUUGAGGCGAGAAAAUGAUCUGUUUGAGAAAACGGUGUGCACUAAAGAGGCAAUGGAUGAAAUCAAUAAAAUGUUUUCUAUGCCGUUGGAUUUCUAAGAGCAUGAUAACACUAACUUUAGCCUUUGCAAUGGGCUUUGCUCCGGUGAAAGACCACGAUCCAUAGCUAUCACAGCUCUGGCAGUAGACCAGACCUUCAAC
This is a messenger RNA of Ipomoea nil (Japanese morning glory), 2008 nucleotides long. Its product is annotated as probable inactive serine/threonine-protein kinase bub1. Bases 65 to 1906 code for a protein of 613 amino acids. Lineage: Eukaryota; Viridiplantae; Streptophyta; Magnoliopsida; Solanales; Convolvulaceae. Gene Ontology annotation, biological process: mitotic spindle assembly checkpoint signaling; meiotic sister chromatid cohesion, centromeric. The transcript has 6 exons. The record is from RefSeq and is a predicted model, not a curated record. Gene Ontology annotation, molecular function: protein kinase activity.